UCAAUAAUUCGUUUAUGUUCGUUUAAACACCGUUGCUUUACAAUAUGUCAGUGAUAAUGGUGUAUUUUAAUUAUUUAAUUUAUUAAAAAAAGAUAUCAUAAAAGUACGAAACAAAAUGCCACCAAAAAAACAAAAAAUAUUGGUUCCACCAGAACCAUUUCUACCUGAAUUUGAGCCAGAUGUAACGGAGAUAAAAGAAAUUGAUCAAAUGAAACCAUUAAUAUCUAUAGUCACUGGUGAACCCUUUGGUCCAAAAAUUUAUUAUGUUAGAGAAAAGGAGGAGGAUGAAAGUUCAGACGAUGAACCAGAAUCUGAAGGAGAGGACGAUGAGAGAUUUUUGAAAAAUGAAGUGUCAGAUAUUUCCUCCGAGUUCUGGAUUAUGCAAAAGCUAAUAAAAUAUAUGAAAGCUGGAAAUCAAACGGCUACCACAAUAAGUUUAUGUCUACUUAAAGAUUAUGAUCUUACAAAUAGAGCAGUUCAAAAGACUAUAGAAAAAAUUGGAGGAUUGGAAAUUUUGGUUAAUCUUUUGGAAACAAAUGAUAUCAAAUGUCAAAAUGGAUCUUUAUCAGUUUUACUUGUAAUAGUAACUUCAAGUGAAAUGUCCCGUAUUCUUAUUGAUUAUGGUAUUGUGACAUCACUCAUUCAAUUAUUAAAACAUCCCGUUAGAGACAUUCAAAUACUAGCUGCUGAAAUUAUGGCUAUUAUUGCACGAAUAAGAAAAGCUAGAAAACAGAUUAGGAUUCGUGGUGGCAUACCUCUAUUACUAGACAUUAUGGAUAUACCAGAUAACGUCCUUCAACGCUCUUUUGAUGAAUUAAAUAAUAUUCAAAAGGAAUUACUCAGAGUUGCUGUAGGUGGUGCUAGAGCAUUAAACUCUAUAGCAAAGAGUCCAAAAAUUAAAGCAGAACUUCAAAAGUAUGGAGUUGUCCAACAUAUGGCACGUUUCUUAAAGAGUGUUCACACUAAUUUAAUAAUUCCCAUAAUGGGAACUGUACAGCAAUGUGCAGAUCUGUCAGUCUGCAGAUUCGCCUUUGAACAAAUGGGUAUUAUUGCGGAUAUAGUAUAUCAUUUGAAAAAUGAAGAUAUGAAAUUGAAAGAAAACUGUGCCUUAGCAAUAUUUAAAUGUGCGAUAAAUAAAACAACUAGCAAUAUGGUUAGAGAGGCUGGUGGUUUAGAUCCUUUAUGUAAACUUAUACAAGAUGAAAAUGUACGCGCAAAUAAACAUUUAUUAAUCGCUGUAACAGGUGCUAUUUGGAAAUGUGCUGUAUGCUCAGAGAAUGUAAAAAGAUUUAAUCAAAACAAUUUAGUAGCAUUUCUAGUUCCUCUUCUUCAAGAAAAUGAAGAAGAAGAUGUUUUAUCAAAUGUAGUUGGAGCAUUGGCUGAAUGUUGCAAAGAUCCCACAAAUAGAGAUAUCUUAAGAGCACAUGAUGGAUUACCAAAGUUAAUUAAAUUGUUGAGUUUUACUUAUGAACCAUUAUUAGAAAAUAUACCGUUAGUAUUGAAAGAAUGUGCAGAAAAUACACAAUGUAUGGAUAUUAUUAAUGAUCCUGGACAUAAAUUAGAUGGUGUUCGCUUAAUAUGGUCCCUUUUAAAACAUCCGAACGAUGUUAUUAAGACAAAUGCUUGUCUAGCUUUAGUCCCAUGCAUCAAAUAUGCUAAAGAUUCUCCUGAAAUGGUGCGAGCUUUUGUAGGAGGAUUGGAACUUACAGUCAGUCUUUUGGAUAGUACCAAUCCUAAAGUACUCAGUGCUGUUUGCGCUACAAUUGCUUCAAUAGCAUUAGAUCCUGAAAAUCUUGGUAUAUUAACAGAUCAUGGAGUGGUGUCAAAAUUAGCAAGUCUUGCAAAAACGGAAAAUGAGGAUCUACGAGCUAACCUAACUUUAGCUAUUGCUUAUUGUUGCGAAUGGGAUGAUAAUAGUUCUGAGUUUGGUAAACUUAAAAUCAUUGCUCCUCUUGUUGGUUACAUGAAUACCAAAAAUCAGGUUGUCCUUAAAGGUGUUUGUAUAGCAAUGUAUCAUUUAAGUAAAGAUCCUAUGAAUUGUGUAACCAUGCAUAGCUGUGGUAUUAUAAAGCACAUGUUACGAUUGAUCGGUUCAGAGGAUCCAGAGGUACAAAUUGCUGCAGCAAGUACAAUCAGGCAUAUUAGAAAGCUUGCGUUAACAGCAGAAAGAUUACACUUUAAAGAAAUAAACUUACUUGAAGAAAUGAAUUAUCAAUUAUAAAAUUGAAAAAAGUUAAAGUAUAGCGAUAUAUAAUUUGAAUAUCUAAUAAAUAUAAAAUUAAAAAAUAUCUACUGUCUAGUCUGUAAUUCUGAUAAUUCUAAAUUGACU
This is a messenger RNA of Vespa mandarinia (Asian giant hornet), 2329 nucleotides long. RefSeq names its product Armadillo repeat-containing protein gudu (gene gudu). Lineage: Eukaryota; Metazoa; Arthropoda; Insecta; Hymenoptera; Vespidae. Gene Ontology annotation, molecular function: protein binding. The record is from RefSeq and is a predicted model, not a curated record.